AUGUCUGGACUGGAUGCUCUGGCCCAGGGAUCGCAGUACGCUCUGCAGCAGCUCCACGACUCGCACCUCAACCCAGCUCCCCAGGAGCACGAUGCCUUCAGCCAGCCCCAGAGUGCACAAGACCAGAGCGCUGGCAACAAGGCCAGCAGCAACGGAGCGCCCGUGCGACGAAGAAUCAGCCGGGCGUGCGACCAAUGCAACCAGCUGAGAACAAAGUGUGAUGGCAAGACUCCUUGCGCCCAUUGUGUGGAAUUUGGACUUACGUGCGAAUACAACCGCGAGCGCAAGAAGCGAGGCAAGGCUUCGCGCAAGGACAUUGCUGCCCAGUCUCAGAAUCCCGCGACAGCUGGCUCAGACAAUGGCGCCAACGACAGUCCCAAGUCGAGCAAUGAGCACUCCGCUCCCCCGGAAAACGCCAUCGAAAUCGCCCAGAACUCGCUCAAGCGACGGAGGUCGAGCAUUCACCACAUCCCUCCACCACCCCCAAGACCUUCUGUCGAUGGCCAGACCCAGCCUGGAAUUCUACCCACUCCUCGCGCAAAUCACGCAGCUAUGCCCGACCGAACUCCCGUCGGCGUCACUAACUACACAGCUCCGAUGGACGAUUAUCACCGGGGUGUGCUGCAACAACCUCCAUCUGCCGUAGCUCACCACCCCAUGAUGCCUGCCAAUGCUGCUCCCCUCUCUGCUCCGCUAAGUUAUCCAAACGGCAUGACUUUCAACCCCGAAAGUCCUUAUGCUGUACCGAGUCCGCAGAGUCAAAACAACAAUUUCAACACAAAUUUCCGCAUGGGGGAGUCGCCUAUCUCUGCACAUGGCUUAAUGGGCACCUCACCACACGCUGGUUCCCCCGGAUGGCUACAGCUACCGUCUCCUUCUGCUGCUCUGUAUACCAAUUUCCAACAACCCAACAACCAGACCUUGCGCUACCCCGUGCUGAAACCUAUUCUCUCAAGGAUCUCGGCCAUCAUACCAAUCAGCCUUGCUUGCGAUCUUCUGGAGAUCUACUUCUCUAGCUCGUAUAGCAAGUUCAUUCAGCCUGCCUCCCCCUACGUUCUAGGCAUCAUCUUCCGCAAACACUCUUUCUUACGCCAAAACAACCCUCGCACAUGCAGCCCUGCUCUGCUUGCAAGUAUGCUCUGGGUUGGUGCUCAAACUAGUGAAUCUGCUUUCUUGACUUCCCCUCCGUCAGCAAGGGGCAAAGUCUGCCAGAAACUCCUGGAGCUUACCGUUAGCCUCUUGCGACCGCUCAUUCAUACCCCGACUGAGGGUUCUACUCAAGCAGCGAACCCCGUCGUUAAUGGUGUUGCACUCGGAGGCUUUGGCGUGGCAUUGCAUACUGCUAGACACGACAGCGAAGGUGGUUCUACAGGCGCUGCAGGAGCUUUGGAUGAUGUCGCGACCUACAUCAACCUUGCUACCGUGGUAUCAGCAAGCGAGUACAAAGCUGCUAGUUUACGCUGGUGGAACGCAGCUUGGUCUCUGGCUCGGGAGCUCAAACUAGGCAGAGAACUUCCACCCAAUCCGGAUCCCUCAUUGCAACAGGAUGAGAACGCAAUCGCCGAUGGGAACGCUGAAAACGACAUGGGCAUAAACGGCCAACAAGGCUUUAACUCUCGAAGGUUCAGCGGCAUGCCGGCGUCAAUGUCGCAACCCGGAUCCGUGACUGAGGAAGAAAGAGAAGAGAGAAGAAGAGCUUGGUGGCUACUAUACAUUGUUGACAGGCAUCUUGCACUUUGCUACAACAGACCGCUUUUCCUUCUGGAUGCUGAGUGCGAAGGCUUGCUGCAACCCGAAGACGAGUCCUUCUACCAGGCAGGCGAGUAUUACACGACCGAGAACAUGCCUGAAACCUACUACCGACGGAGAGGUCCGCCACUAGAGUGUACUGGACACAGUAUCUUCGGUUACUUCCUGCCAUUGAUGACCAUUCUGGGAGAAAUUGUGGAUUUGAAUCAUACGCGUAACCAUCCACGAUUCGGCAUGCGGUUCAGAAACGGCACGGAUCUGGACGAUAUGGCUCACGAAAUCAGUCUCCAGCUGGAUUCGUACGGACGGAGCUUGGAAGCAUUUGAAGCGCGCUUCAUUCCUGCUGAUGGCACAAAUCCCGAUGGCGCGCAUGUCGACAAUGCUAGUCCGUCGAACCAAUCCACGAGUAGUAAUCGCAUUACCGAAACCAUUCUUCUUACCAAGACGAUUGUGGCUUACGGAACACAUCUAAUGCACACAUUGCACAUUCUUCUGAAUGGCAAGUGGGAUCCGAUAUCUCUCCUAGACGACAACGACUUGUGGAUAUCCUCACAAUCGUUUGUUUCGGCUACUGGGCAUGCUGUCUCGGCUGCCGACGCCAUUAGUGGUAUCCUCGACUACGACCCGGACCUCAGUUUCAUGCCAUUCUUCUUCGGCAUAUAUCUUCUCCAGGGUAGUUUCCUGCUGCUGUUGAUCGCCGACAAGCUACAAGGAGAGGCGAGCGCUAGUGUCGUCAAAGCGUGUGAGCAGAUUGUCCGAGCGCAUGAAGUCUGUGUCGUGACUCUGAACACAGAGUAUCAGAGAAAUUUCCGCAAGGUCAUGCGCAGCGCUUUGAGUCAAGUCCGUGGACGCAGUCUUGAAGACUUUGGCGAGCAACAGCAACGCCGCAGGGAGGUGCUUGCACUAUACAGGUGGACAGGGGAUGGUUCUGGGUUGGCGUUGUAG
Messenger RNA from Aureobasidium namibiae CBS 147.97, 2694 nucleotides. RefSeq lists its product as uncharacterized. Lineage: Eukaryota; Fungi; Ascomycota; Dothideomycetes; Dothideales; Saccotheciaceae. The transcript is spliced from 4 exons. The record is from RefSeq and is a predicted model, not a curated record. The coding region runs from base 1 to 2694 and encodes 897 amino acids. Gene Ontology annotation, molecular function: zinc ion binding; DNA-binding transcription factor activity, RNA polymerase II-specific; DNA binding. Gene Ontology annotation, biological process: DNA-templated transcription; regulation of DNA-templated transcription.